AUGGACCCAACCCCGGAGAUGAAGAGGAAUAGGUUCCCCAGCAUGAACUUUGAAGCAGAGAUUCUGACAGCUCCACACGAUAAUUCAGAGCUAUAUGUGAUCCCUUCCAUGAGAAGUCUCACGGCUGAGGAGUAUGUCGAGGCCUUUAAGUCAUUUUUGGAUCAUUCAACAGAGCACCAGUGCAUGGAGGAGUUCAACAGGGAAGAAAUGCCUAACAUCAUGGCUAGUCUCGGCAAUGGAAAAUCGACUAUAAAUGUUCUAGGAGUUGGAAGCGGCACAGGCGAGCAGGAUUUGAAAAUGAUCAGGGUACUGCAGGCUGCGCACCCAGGGGUCCUUAUUGACAACGAAAUCAUAGAGCCCAACCCACAGCACGUGGCAGCUUACAAAGAGUUGGUGAAUCAAGCUCCAGACCUUCAGAAUGUCUCUUUUAUUUGGCACCAGCUCACUUCCUCAGAGUAUGAACAGCAGGUGAAAGAGAAAGGCGCACAUAAGAAAUUUGACUUCAUCCAUAUGAUCCAGAUGCUGUACCGUGUGGAGGAUAUUCCCAAUACUAUCAAGUUUUUCCACAGCUGCCUCGACCAUGAUGGUAAACUGCUGAUAAUAAUUUUAUCAGACAGUAGCGGAUGGGCCAGCCUAUGGAAGAAGUACAGACACUGCUUGCCUUCCACAGACAGCGGCCACUACAUCACCUCCAACGGCAUCACGGAUGUUUUGAAGAGACUGGGUGUUGUGUACCGCGUCUAUGAGUUCUCGUCGGGCUGGGAUAUCACCGAGUGCUUUAUCGAGGGGGACCCGGUUGGGGGUCACAUGAUGGAUUUUCUGACGGGGACAAAAAACUUCCUGGGCACAGCCCCGCCGGGGCUGCGGCGGCAGCUGCAAGAAGCUCUCUGCCAGCCCGAGUGCAGCAGCAGGAGGGAUGGGAGGAUCAUCUUCAGCAACAACUUGAGUAUGAUUGUGGUUGAAUCCUAG
Messenger RNA from Eurypyga helias (sunbittern), 969 nucleotides. RefSeq names its product histamine N-methyltransferase A-like. The coding region runs from base 1 to 969 and encodes 322 amino acids. The transcript has 8 exons. Gene Ontology annotation, molecular function: N-methyltransferase activity. NCBI's taxonomy places the organism in Eukaryota, Metazoa, Chordata, Aves, Eurypygiformes, Eurypygidae. The record is from RefSeq and is a predicted model, not a curated record.